This is a messenger RNA of Cyclocybe aegerita, 246 nucleotides long. NCBI's taxonomy places the organism in Eukaryota, Fungi, Basidiomycota, Agaricomycetes, Agaricales, Hemipholiotaceae. The record is from the annotation of a GenBank genome assembly.
AUGAACUCCCGCCCGCACAAACAAUCUAUGUCGGAGCUCAAGCUUCGGAGGCUGACGGAGCACAAUCAGCGGCUGCGGGAGGAUCUCGCCCGACCAAGGGUUCGUGUCAGUGAGGCCAGCGCAAGCCUGAUUCGUUACUGCAAAACGACUAAGGAUCAUCUCAUCCCCUCUGUGUGGGGCCCUGUGACCAAGGGCGAGGAUCCCUACGCGCCACCAGCGCAAGGAUGCAACUGCGUCAUAAUGUAG